AGGAACAACUCAGUUUCCCAAGAACCCCUGCGAUUUUAACGUAGUAGUGCGUCAACUCCCCAGUCCCCCCCCCCACCGUCACUGUUCUACAGAGGAAGAAAGGGGGAGACGGGCAGCCUAUACAGAACGCUUUCACACAAAUAUGAGCGGCAGCGGGCGGCCCAGGACCAGCUCAUUCGCUGAGCCUCCCGGAGCUCCCGGAUCCGCUGCAGCCGGUGCCGGAUCAGCAGUAGCCGGCGGAAGCUCGGCAGGAAAACCUGGGGCUUCACAAGCCAGUGGAAGCAGCUCGACGAGCAUUGGAAAUUUGAGACUGCCCAGAGACAGCGGCAAAGUGACGACGGUGGUAGCCACACCCGGCCAGGGGCCCGACCGUCCACAGGAAGUCUCCUACACAGACAUAAAGGUUAUAGGCAAUGGCUCCUUUGGAGUGGUGUACCAGGCUCGCCUCAUCGACAGCCAAGAGAUGGUGGCAAUUAAGAAAGUCCUUCAAGACAAGCGGUUUAAGAAUAGGGAGCUGCAAAUUAUGAGGAAAUUGGACCACUGCAACAUUGUGAGGCUACGUUACUUCUUCUACUCCAGUGGAGAGAAGAAAGAUGAGGUGUAUUUGAAUCUGGUGCUUGACUUUGUGCCCGAGACAGUGUACAGGGUGGCUCGGCACUUCAACAAGGCCAAGACCACUAUCCCUAUCAUCUAUGUCAAGGUGUACAUGUACCAGCUGUUCCGCAGUCUGGCUUAUAUCCAUUCCCAGGGCGUGUGUCACAGAGACAUCAAGCCACAAAACCUCCUGGUGGACCCAGAGACAGCCAUCCUCAAACUCUGUGACUUUGGCAGUGCUAAGCAGCUAGUUCGGGGAGAGCCAAAUGUGUCCUAUAUCUGCUCACGGUACUACCGUGCCCCAGAGCUCAUCUUUGGUGCCACCGACUACACGUCCAACAUCGACAUAUGGUCGGCCGGCUGUGUGCUGGCUGAGUUGCUGCUGGGCCAGCCCAUCUUCCCUGGGGACAGUGGUGUGGACCAGCUCGUAGAGAUCAUCAAGGUUCUGGGGACCCCAACAAGGGAGCAGAUCAGGGAGAUGAACCCUAACUACACAGAGUUCAAAUUUCCACAGAUCAAAGCGCAUCCUUGGACAAAGGUGUUUAAGCCACGUACCCCACCAGAGGCCAUAGCCCUCUGCUCCCGGCUGCUGGAAUAUACGCCGGUGACCAGGCUCUCUCCCUUGGAGGCGUGUGCGCACGCUUUCUUUGACGAGCUGCGCCAGCCCAACACCCGUCUGCCCAGCGGACGAGAACUGCCGCUUCUCUUCAACUUCAGUCCUGUUGAGCUGUCUAUCCAGCCUCAGUUGAACUCUACACUCAUUCCUCCUCACGCUCGUACACAGACAUUGCCUGCUUCACAUGAGGGCAGUGUGUCAGACAGUACCGCCCAGCCCAGCUCAGCACCUGGAUCCAUCAACAACAGCACCUGAACAUCCAUCCCACCGUCAUUCUGUUGUCUUUCCCAUAUUCCUCAUCAUCUCCUCUGCUGUUCUCCCUCUCAACCUUUCACCUGGCUCCAAACCAUUAAAAUAGACAAAGUAAUAACCACACACCUACAUAAAUACUGAGCAUUGCUAUUUACCAUGAACGAUAUCUAUUUCCAAUAGUAAGUGAUUCUGUGGCUGCCAGCUUGAGGAGGGUGUGGGUUGUUUUUAAGGACAUGUAGUAGUCUUGCUUGGGCUUAAUAUAAGCUGCAGCUUAUUUCAGUCCAUGGUGUACAUGUUAUGUGGAUUUGUUAUCUAUUAUAAUCUACAUCUGACUUGUACCUGUUUUAUGUUAAUCUUCUUUACAUUGGCUAGUUUUACGUGUGGCUGGGGAGUUAAAUCAGAUGGGGAUCGUGAUUGGUUAUAGGGCUGAGAAACAAGGCCAUGUGUGAGGCCUAACUAAUAUUGACAAUCAUAUUUAGUUGGGUAAAAAUUGACACACUUGUGUACAUAGUGUUUCCUCAUACAAACCACUGUGUAGAGUAGUGACCUUUCCGUCACUUCCUCUUCUCAUUUCUACUCAAGUGUUGUCAGUUCACCCACGUCAGUGGUCAACAGAAGCAAAGAGCCAUUUCAUUUUAAAUCUGACUUUGAUAUGUGACAGAACAUAUUGGCUGACUUUGUCCGUGUCAUUUUAGAUAAAAGGGUGGUUUUAAAUUUUAUUACACAGGAAGGCGCCAAAGCCCAGGUUUACAGUUUCUUUUUGAAAAUGUCUCCUUAACUGCCUAUUUUUUAAGAGUGAGAGGGAGCUUCAUCCAGGGAGAGUGCACGCAUAUUUAGUUCCUUCAGUAUAAGCUCAUAUUGUCAUUGGUUAGGAUGGAAACCAAGCAUUUCAGUUUGAUUCUGAGUGCGUAUUGCACAUGUAAAAAGGGAGCAGGGUCGGGUUUGAGGUGUGUGUGCGUCAGUCAACCUGACAGGGAGCCAUUGGUAUGGGGCUGUUUAACGCAGAAGCCUCUGUCUUAGAUGUCAGAUACUGCUACCUGGUAGCGUAGGGUGAACUCUCACCUCAUUAUGUCACUUUUAUGGUAUUAGGUUUCAUAUCUAUUUGAUUAUGUUAAAUAGACAGAUGAAAUUCAGUGCAGGUGGCUCAGAGAGACGUCUGGCCACUUUCAACUGGUUUGUCAUUAUCACUUCGCAGAAUUAUUAUUUGUGCAGAAUGACGUUGGGAACUUUGCUUUGUAUGGGAGAGUUGUUGAAACCCUCUCUGCACCUUUCCGAACGUUCUUUGUGACGCCUUGUGACGAUUCCUCUGUAGGAACCAAUGUCAGCGAUUCAGCCUAAUGGGCCACGAUCGGCAUGAACUAUUUCUUUCUUCCACCACACAGAUGUCCACAUUUAGCCUAAUUUGACCACAGUAGGUAACUUCCACUAAUGACAGUAAUCUGACCAGAAACAAUGCUCAAACCAUAGAAACCCAACAGCUUUUGGAGCCUCCCCUUCCAUUCCUUCCUGUCCUCAUUCCUCUGCCUUCUGCUUCCUUCUAUUCUCCUUUUUUUUCACAGCUAAACUGUAAAUAUCAAGUACCUUUUAUUUUAUUUUGUUAUUUUUGUUAUUAUUGUUCUUGUAAUUUUUUUCUUUAGUAGACCGGUGCAGCAGCAGCCGGACUGUUUAUCCUCAGUCACAGUCUGUAAAUACAAUUUCAUUUCAGUCCCUGGUUCAUGAGGGGAAACAGAACAAAAGGUUUCAUUUUUAUUCUCUCUCCCUCCAUUUCUCGCUUCAAAACUUCCCUUUUCUCCCAUAAAUGUUGUCAUGACUGUUUUAUUUAUUGUACUGUGUUUUUGGAGGGAGGGUGGGGGAAUCCUUUCCACUGGAGUGGUUAAAUUUGAGGGUUGUUUUUAAAUUUUCAAAUUUUAGCCUGGCAGCGUCACACAAAAUAAUUUCACAUCCGAGAUACUGUACUCAGAUCCAGACGAUGGACUUUGCUUUCCAAUCAGUGUGCAUGCAGGUACACAUGCUAGCCAACAGGUUUUUCCAUUUAACUUCAGUGUGAAGGGAAUGUUACAAGCUUCUGGAUCUAUGGAUGUUGUUUGGCGGGAGCAUGAAUCACCCUGUGCGUGCGUGCGUGCGUGUGUGUGUGUGUGUGUGUAUGUCUGGAAGAAAGGGGAAGAUGAAUCUGUCAGUACCAUCUCCUGUGUCCGACCGUCUCUCCUGUUUUCAUUUACUGUGCGUCGUCUGAGUCUUUGACUUGUUGACUGUGUAUUUUUCACAGAUACUUUGAGUUUUUUUUUUUUUGUUUUUUUUUUUUUAGCACAGCUGUCGAGAAUGUGCGUGUUUGUAUGUGUGCUGCCAGACCAGGGACAUUACUCUACUUUUUCCUAAAUGAAGAGGUGACUAUAUGUGCUCUUUUAAUGUUUUGUCCCAUCUUCUAAACUGUCACACUUUGUUUUUAAUUUGCUGUGACCUUGCUGUUUUAUCACCCUUAUCUGAGGAGAAAAUGUCAUCAUUGGGAACAGAACGGUUGGAUAAAGGAGAUGACAAGAGAGGGAUUGAGGGAGAGAGACCGUUUUUGUUUGUUGGUAUAAAUAAUUAAACUCAUUAAUAAAGUGAUGAAACUGU
Betta splendens (Siamese fighting fish) is the source of this 4075-nucleotide messenger RNA. RefSeq names its product glycogen synthase kinase 3 alpha b (gene gsk3ab). Gene Ontology annotation, cellular component: cytoplasm; axon; cytosol. NCBI's taxonomy places the organism in Eukaryota, Metazoa, Chordata, Actinopteri, Anabantiformes, Osphronemidae. Gene Ontology annotation, molecular function: ATP binding; protein serine/threonine kinase activity. The transcript is spliced from 11 exons. Gene Ontology annotation, biological process: negative regulation of canonical Wnt signaling pathway; protein phosphorylation; extrinsic apoptotic signaling pathway in absence of ligand. The record is from RefSeq and is a predicted model, not a curated record. Bases 143 to 1465 code for a protein of 440 amino acids.